Molecule: messenger RNA, 1521 nt
Organism: Colletotrichum higginsianum IMI 349063
Lineage: Eukaryota; Fungi; Ascomycota; Sordariomycetes; Glomerellales; Glomerellaceae
Product: C6 transcription factor
Exons: 1
Coding region: 1-1521 (506 amino acids)
Source: RefSeq, a predicted model, not a curated record
AUGUUGUCGUUUUUCAAGUUCCCCCGCGAAUUACGGGACGCGAUCUACAGACAGUAUGUCACCUUCGAGGGAGGCUACGUCCUGAACCCCGAAACCAACAGAAUGAGAGGUGCUGUCAAUGACCUGCCGGUUGACCUCGCCCUCAUGUAUACGUGCAAACGCGUCGCAGAAGAAAUGAAGGGGUUGCCCUUAAAGGCAAACACGCUUACCUUCUCGACUUUCUACCCUCCAGAGCAUCGCGUGCACGCUGGGUAUUUCCACCUGGCAAUGCGGGAACUGCACGGCAAUCUCGAUGCUUUUGUUUGUCUUCUGCCACGUCGCUUCCUCCACGAGGACAUACAAGCCGAAAUUACCGACUGUUAUCCCAAAUACGAACCAGUCAUUGAAAUGAUGAGAACUAAAAGGGACGCCCACAGGGAGGUUAUACCAUCGGGACCAUUCGGCGAAACCCCAUCUACUCAUCGUAGUUUCAUUCGCUUCGUAUUGCAAACGUUGUCCUUUUACAGGUUUCGUUUCAAUGACGAGUUCGGCAGGUUAUGUGAUAAUGCUGGACAGUCUCCCAUGGACAUCGCACGCCUCAUAGAUUACAGCCCUGCGCCAUGGGCUAUUCCUACCCAACAGGAGGUCGAGGAGAUGCUGUGGCUUCUCUAUGGGACACACACCUUCGAGGAGGACGCUAGCUACGGGCUUUGGGAUAACGACAGCAACCCCGGACUUUCUAAAUUUCGCUACUCGGCCGUCGCCGUAGCCAUUCGGUUCUUGGAAUCAGUCACACCAGCGCAUCGUGCGCAAAUCAGGCAUAUCAAGCUCAUGGAAGACCGUGAGUCCGUGUCGAAUCCCGAGUGUCACGCAUUGGGUUUGAUUCCCUUCUGCCGAGAAAAUCCACUCCUACGGGUCGAGAGACACAUAAGCCUGUGGAGGAAUGUUUUUCUACACCAUACUGCGUACAAGACGUUCUUCGAUCGGCUACGGUUCGAGGCAAGUCUGGAAGCAAACGAAAUAUCGGGAGCAGUCGCCCUGUGGAUCAUGGAAGCCUUGGCUCUCGGCCCCGCUGGCAUGCCCUCCGGAUCUUUCACGUUAGUUCUGGAUGGGGAUGGGGAUACUCGAUGCUCGGAGAUCUUCCAGACGGUCGUUCUACGGGAUGCAGCGUGGCAAGAGGCGAUGGACGAGUGUUACUCGCGCGGUAUCCUUCCGCCUCAGCCAUGGGCAAAGAGGAGACAGAACCCGCGAAGUCGCGGGGACGGACCCGGCGGCGUGGCCUACGAAAAGGCUGCCAACCACAGUUACUUGUAUGAGGGGUUCCCACAAGCGAUACGAGACAUCGUCAACGGGACAUCCGUUGUCCGCUGUAACUUUGAUCCUGGCGAGUACGAGGAUGUGGAGCAGCUCAUCGAGACGAGGAAGACAUGGACUUUGGCGGAGUGGAAAGGGAAAUGGUACGAGCGCGUCACAAAGAGCUUCGAGCCUAGCCCGCCGCUACCAUCGUGGAAAGAUAUCUUGCGAGAAUUUCUCUUAGAGUGA